AUGACCGUCAACACAACAGUCCUAGACGCACUAAUCGUCGGCGGCGGGUUCGGUGGUGUCUACCAACUCAAACGUCUCCGCGAAGAGGGUUACAAUGUCAAACUCGUCGACAUGGCCUCUGACUACGCAGGUGUAUGGUUCUGGAACAGAUAUCCCGGUGCUCGAGUUGACAGUGCCAUACCGCACUAUGAGUUCUCCGACCCGGAAUUAUGGCGUGACUGGAACUGGACGCAACGCUUUCCCGGCAGUGCUGAGCUGAGAGAGUACUUCUCAUACGUUGCUAAGAAGUGGGAUCUCCGCAAGGACACCUUCUUCAACACGUAUAUCUCUAAGGCUGUUUGGAAUGAAGAAGGGAACAGAUGGGAGAUUGAGAGUAAAGAUGGGAAGAAAUUUGUCGCGCGAUACUUACUCUUGAACACUGGCUUCGCAGCCAAGCGUCAUACGCCUGACUGGAAGGGUAUCGACAAGUUUGGUGGUCUUUGGAUCCAUCCUUCAUACUGGCCUGAAAAGGAACGUGAUCUGAAGGGUAAGAAGAUCGCUGUCAUCGGAACCGGCUCCACGGGCGUACAGCUCGCACAGGAGCUUAGCCAAGUUGCAAGCGAGUUUGUGCUCUUUCAACGUACACCCAACAUGGCAUUGCCCAUGAAACAGAUCGAAUACUCUCGCGACGAUAAGUCAAUUUCCGAAGAGCGCUAUAACGAGGUCUUCAAAGGUCGACAUGCUAGUUUCGGGGGAUUCGACUUUAACUUUUAUCCUCACGACACUUUUAGCGAUGAUGCCGAGACGCGUCGGGAAGUGUAUGAAGAACUAUGGAGCCAUGGCGAUUUCAAGUUCUGGCUUGCGAACUACCAAGACAUGAUCUUUCGAGAGGACGCCAAUGCAGAGGCCUACAAGUUCUGGAAAUCCAAGGUUCGAUCUCGCGUCAAGGAUCCCCGUCUCCAAGAGAUCCUGGCCCCAGAGAAACAGCCAUACAGCUUUGGUUGCAAGCGGAUUUCUCUUGAGAACGGUUUCUAUGAGAUCUUCAACCAGUCCAACGUCUCCUUGGUAGACGUCAACGCCACGCCAGUUGUUGAAGUCACAGAGCGUGGUAUAAAGACAACUGAGAAGGAGUGGAAGUUUGACGUCGUAGUUUGCGCGACCGGUUUCGAUGCCAUCACUGGUGGUCUGAAGGGUAUCAACAUUCAAGGCGCUUCGGGUGUGAAACUUGCUGAUAAGUGGGAGACUGGUGCGAAAACGUAUCUAGGCAUGGCUGUUGCUGGGUUUCCGAAUAUGUUCUUCACAUAUGGACCUCAAGCACCGACGGCGUUGUGCAAUGGUCCGACAUGCGCUGAAUCUCAGGGCGAGUUCAUUAUCAAGGUUAUGAAGUACAUGUCGACUCAUGGGCGUCAUAAAAUUGACGCUUGUGAAAACGCAGAAGCUGAGUGGGGAGCAAAAGUCCGCGACAUCGCUAGUGCUUCUCUUCUACCCAGUACCAAAUCAUGGUAUAUGGGUGAUAAUAUCCCAGGCAAACCGCGCGAGUGCUUGAUCUACCUUGGCGGCGUUCCGACUUAUACCAAGACGCUGAAAGACUGUACUGAAAAUGGCUUCCAGGGGUUUCAGCUGAAAUAG
Messenger RNA from Fusarium mangiferae, 1608 nucleotides. RefSeq names its product related to monooxygenase. The record is from RefSeq and is a predicted model, not a curated record. NCBI's taxonomy places the organism in Eukaryota, Fungi, Ascomycota, Sordariomycetes, Hypocreales, Nectriaceae. The transcript is spliced from 2 exons. Gene Ontology annotation, molecular function: flavin adenine dinucleotide binding; N,N-dimethylaniline monooxygenase activity; NADP binding. Bases 1 to 1608 code for a protein of 535 amino acids.